GUACCAGUCGCGUUGGUCUACCCAGCAAUCCGAGUAGUCGUAAAAGCUCUGUUUUCGAUUUGUCACAGCAGCAACAGCAAUUACCACUGGGUUUGGGUAAUACCGCCACAAGUCCACCAUCCGAUGAAGAAAUCAAACCACAAUUUCCACCCCGCUGGAAGGGUAGCGGUGGCAAUAUGUUGCCAGCAACACCAAAACAAGCUCUCUCCAUGCUUAAACAGGCCUCCUCGGCCACCAAUGUUUCCGAAAGACAAUACUACUUGGGAUCACAACAACAACAACAACUCACUGACAGUCCACAACAUGUGCGCAAGGGCAGUGUUUACAACUUAAGACCAGACGAAAGUCCACAACGCAAAGCCAGUAUUUACACCAUGAACACCAGUGAAACACCAACAACACAGCGACAACGCAAGGGAAGUAUGUAUGUUGCAGCGGGAAACAGUGGCCCAGGGGCUACUACCGGUUCAAGUCUUACGGUACAUGAACCGUUACGUAAAAAUAGCAUUAUGGCUCCGUCCACACCCGACAGCCCGUCCAUGUCCCGCAAAUCCAGUGUUGUACCUUCAAAUUCCAGUGCAAAAUCCUACAGAAGUUUAUCCGACUCUUCGAGUAAUUUAUCAACAACAGUUUCGUCAUCGCUCAGUGCAACUUCGACCAGUUAUGGUUUACAAUUGGGACCAGGACAAAUACAUCCGAAAGGUUAUCGCCUGACAACGGAGCGUCAUGGUGAAUUGAAGAUGGGCUUUAGCAAGAUAAAGGGUUGCGUUGAAGUUGAGUUACUUUGUGCCCGUAAAAUAGUACCAGUAGAUUGUGAGACACCACCCGAUACCUAUGUGAAAUGCUAUAUCAAGGAUGGAGAUCGUUUGCGGCACAAAAAGAAAACUCGUGUUGUACGACAUUCGGCGGAACCCAUCUAUAAACAGACAAUUAAAUAUCAGUGCUCAGAUGUUUUUGGACGCAAUAUUGUUAUAAUGGUUUGGCAACGUUGUGUUGGUUUCGAACACAAUCAAGGCCUUGGAGGUACGGAAGUUAAUUUGGAUAAAUUGAAUAUGGACGAACGUGUCAGUGGAUGGUAUCCGCUGUUUCCCAUGCAUUCAUUUGGUGGAUCGGAUUCGGAUAAUUCUCCUUGACCGAUUACGCCCAAACAUCAAUACAAUUCAUGCGAUAGCAUUGAAGGUACUGGUCUCUUCAAUAAUCAAAUGGCGGCAGCAACUUUAAAAGCGGUAACCACUCCGUUAC
This is a messenger RNA of Musca vetustissima, 1242 nucleotides long. Its product is annotated as regulating synaptic membrane exocytosis protein 4-like. NCBI's taxonomy places the organism in Eukaryota, Metazoa, Arthropoda, Insecta, Diptera, Muscidae. Gene Ontology annotation, molecular function: small GTPase binding; transmembrane transporter binding. Gene Ontology annotation, cellular component: cytoskeleton of presynaptic active zone; presynaptic membrane. The record is from RefSeq and is a predicted model, not a curated record. The annotation marks the transcript as partial. The transcript has 3 exons. Gene Ontology annotation, biological process: regulation of membrane potential; regulation of synaptic plasticity; calcium ion-regulated exocytosis of neurotransmitter.